AUGUUGGUGCACUACGGUUCGCAUGGAGAUGCCUUUGGGCGCCCUGAUGGCUCAUUUCCUCCGAAGUACCUGUCUCUUGAGCAGGUCCAACUACGGCCUCGAAGACACUCUUCAGUAACUAGCACGAGGAGAUCAUCCAGACCACAGAAGCUACGCAUCAUCACUUCGCCCGUGGCGCCCGCCUAUCGCCCUUCUAGUGCUACCACCCGUACCAAGAAAACAAAGUCGAUACGUCCAAAGCAGGAACAACCGCCUUCGCCCGCCAUGUCCGGAUACAGCUACUCCUCGUCCGACCAAGGUAACUACAGCUACCAAGCCUCUUAUCCACACUCAGGAGUGCCACAAUAUACUCAAUCUCAAAUCAAUGCCUAUUACGCACAGUAUCAACAAUAUCCACCUCAACCAUACCAAAUUAUCCCAGACUAUUAUACCCAACCGGUAACUGUUACACAUACUGCUGGAUAUCAACAACCAGUAGCCAGUGGGUAUGAUGUUGGAAGUUGGCAAAGUCACGGCGACGAUCUAGGAAUGAACACAUCGCAAGGCCCAACUAGAACAUGGACCUGCGAUAUCCCCGGCUGCUCCUCCUCAGCAAACUUCACCCGUCUCGCGGACCUUCAGCGCCACCAAUCCACUGUCCACGGUGUCGGGACUCCAGAAUACCCGUGCAACGUGCCCCGCUGUAAUCGCGUCGGUGACAAAGGUUUCACGCGAAGAGACCAUUUAGUCGAGCAUCUACGCAACUUCCAUCACAUCGACAUUCCCAAGCGGAGGCCAGGGGAGAGAAGCGCAUUUCCGUUUGGGUGGCCAGAAGGCGCGGGAGGUUCUCAUCAGGAUGACAGGGGUAGUACUGGAAUUACAGGAGGGGGCGAAGAGACGAUGGGGCAUGCUACGGGUAGUGCUCAGCGUGUACGAAUGCUUGGAGAGGUCGAGGGUGGGACUGUACGAGCAUUGCCACAACGACCAACAACAGCAGCGAUAUCAACAAGAAGCCGUUACGCCGGCAUCACACGAGCCAGGAUCGCCAAAUCACCGUCAAGAAGAGGAGGCAGAGCCGGUGGACGCAGCAGGGGUGGCAGUUCAAGUGCAGGCAUCAGUCGUUUAAGCGCUUCGUCAUUACCGGCAUUAUCUCUAUCAACAUCCGCAUCAACGUCGUUAUCAUGGUGGAACGUUCAUCAAGAACAAGAAUUGCAUUCUUCAUCAAUUCAAUUACAGAAUGACACGCCACAACCGCAACGGCACCUCACCAGCGCGGAACUUGCCGCACAAGAUAUGCUGCUUGGACUUGAAACAGGCACCGGAGACUUAUUUGGUGCACCAACCCCUGGACCGGAGACUUAUCCUGAGCGGUAA
Messenger RNA from Alternaria alternata, 1353 nucleotides. RefSeq lists its product as hypothetical. The record is from RefSeq and is a predicted model, not a curated record. The coding region runs from base 1 to 1353 and encodes 450 amino acids. Lineage: Eukaryota; Fungi; Ascomycota; Dothideomycetes; Pleosporales; Pleosporaceae. The transcript is spliced from 5 exons.